Messenger RNA from Oncorhynchus gorbuscha (pink salmon), 2164 nucleotides. RefSeq lists its product as uncharacterized. NCBI's taxonomy places the organism in Eukaryota, Metazoa, Chordata, Actinopteri, Salmoniformes, Salmonidae. Bases 292 to 1341 code for a protein of 349 amino acids. The record is from RefSeq and is a predicted model, not a curated record. Gene Ontology annotation, biological process: positive regulation of canonical NF-kappaB signal transduction; positive regulation of cytokine production. The transcript has 2 exons.
GACGUGUUUCCAAUGGUAAUAGGUUAUGUUCUACAUCCAUGAGCUCAGCAGCAGUAUAGUCUAUUAAUGUUUCCCAGUGUUCGGCAUAUUUAAAAAAAACUAUAAAAGGACCUGGUGCAUUAUUUAUCCGAUUAUCUCUCUGGCGCAUUGAUUGUGGAGGAGUUGUGUAGGUCAUAGGAUGCCAGACAUUACACUUAGAGAUUUCUGUUAUUGCAGUUUAACAGACAAGGAUAUCCAAGAAACACAGCUGAGGACGUAGUGUACUUUUGAUUUAACAAAGAACGGAAGAUUAUGGAUGAAGGCACAGUUUCCAACGACUCUGUUCCAGAUUUAAAAGAUUUGGAGGUGAAAAUCGGACGGAAGACACCGGAGGGUUUGCUAAAGUGGAUGCGGGAAGAGGCGUCAACGCAACGCGGAGAUGUCAAGUUGAACUCGCCGGAGACCAAAGACGGAGACAUCACAGAGAGGAAGAGCCUAGAUGAGAAGAUUCGAAAACUAAAAGUCGAUAUGGCCCACCUGCGCUCGGUGGAUGUGAAGAUCCUGCAGCAGCUGCUGGCGGUGCACGAGGGGAUCGAGGCAUGCAAGUGGCUCCUGGAGGAGCGCGGCACCCUGGCCAGCCGCUGCAGCAGCCUGACCAGCAGCCAGUACAGCCUGGGAGAGGGCCCUGGAGGAGACACCUCCUGGAGAGACAGCUGGAGCAGCCUGCAGGACCCCCUCAAUGACAAGCUGGAUAACAUCUCUAUAGGUAGCUACCUGGACACCCUGGCGGACGACAUGGAUGAGUACUGCCCCUCUAGUUCUGAGUAUGCGCUGUGUUCUACUCCACUGGGGACUGAGAUGCCCACACGGACUGGCGGUGGGACAGGUGCUGGGGUAGGGGCGGGGAGAGGUGCUGGAGUAGGGGCAGUGUCUGGGGCAGACGUUUUGGCUGGGACAGGAGGUGCAGGAGCUGAGUUAGGACUAGGCACAGGGGGCAAGGUAGUUGUUGGGCCUGGGGCUCCCCAAGUCAAGCCAGAGAUCCCCAAGGAGGAGCCUCCCAUUUGGACUAAGGCCAAAAAGGUUGUGAAAGGAACCACCAUCACCAAGGACUCCAACCAAAUGCAGCAGCCCAGUAAGAGCAACGGCGUCCUGGAGAAGGCAGUCAGGCAAGCAGGAGGACUUGCUGACUCGGCCCGGGCCUGCCUGGCUGAGAGGCUGGGGAAAAACCAGAGCCCCAAAAUCAAACCCUAUAAGAACGGCAAGAUAGACCUGGAUGGCUGCAAGAUGAAGGGCACAAUGCACCUGGAGUAUGACGCCCAUUGGCGAUGGGUGCAGUCGCAGGAUGAUGUUACAUUUCUGUGAGGCGGAUGUAUUACGCCACUAAAGACGCUUAGCCUGCUCCCAUGUGAUGACCAAACAGGUCAAGGGUUAAGAGAGAGUCUUGGACUGGUGUUGUGGUUGAUUGCAGUUAUUAUACAAACUUCUACCAUUGCCAUUGUACAAGACAUCAGGUGUGGAUGAGUAGGAGAGCACAACACCGCUACAUUAUGUUCUAUUCACUCUAAAUGUGACUGCACUAAAUUUCUAGAACAUUGACAGUAUUAUAUUUGGGAUAAAGUUGAUAUUUUUUUUACCCUCUCUUCCUGUGUGCAUUGUAACAUACAGUACCAUAGAAAAUGAACAAUUUCCAAAAUAAAAUAUAUUUGUUACACAUACACGUCUAUAGAACCUAGUUAAUGACCAAAGUUUGCCCUUUACUGAUCAAUCCCAUGUCAAAGUGAUUGUAAAACACCCUAUGAAUUAUAGAUACCGGAAUGCUUCUCAUACAUACUAUACCAUAGCAUGCAAAGAGCAUCUCGAAUGUUCCUACUGUUUGCACACGUUUGCUAUUGUGGAUGUCCUAAAACUACCUAAAGUACUUAUACCAGUCAAUGCAAUAUGUAUAAUCAGUGAAUCGCAAUGCAAUGAAUCUGUGCUUCAGGUUCUUAUGUGGGUGGAUGUGUUAAAAUGUGUUAAAGAGUAUAAAUAUAGUUAUUUUGUGGAUUGUACAGUAUUUUUCAUUUGGAAAGCAGAUGUUGUCAUUGGUGUAAUCCUAAACUAUUAUGCCUGUAUCUCCCAUUCCAAGAUAACUGCACUGUGUUUCUGAUAAUCCCGAUGGUUUAAAUGACUGAUUUGCCCUCUUUCA